UUGCUGGGAAAAUUUAUCGCAUGCAUGAUGGGAAGGCAAUGGCGGCGCCCAUGAACGAGCUGACGCAAAAAACUGCAGCAAAGUAGCCUAAAACGUUUGAAGAAUUAGAAACGUCUUGAUUUUGAUGAAAAUUUCAGUUUUAGUCAACGGAACACAACUGAAUGUCCAGAUUAAGGUUGAAUUCAACGAACUUUAUCAAGUUUGUCACUCUUCAGUACAAAAUGUUUGCAACACUCCGGCGAUUAAAUACAUCCACCCAUCGAUUGGCGCUUGGCUUCUUGCACCACUCUGUUGCUUCAGAGUCUCCUCACACAACAAGAUGGGUUCAAAUCUGCAUGUUCCAUCAACAGAGCAGUCACAUCUCAACCACUGGAGGCAAUGCUGGACUUUUGUCAAGAAACAUUUGUUCAACGUUUCCAGCAGUCUUCCAAGCGCAACAGCCAGCAAAGUCCCAUUCCAGCUCUGGAGCUCAAGUGGAAAAAACGACCUCAUUGGACGAUGGCAAAAGUAACAACUGUGAAAAGGAGUAUACAACUGUCUACUGUUUUCCAGGAAUGAGAUAUCUACGAGUUAUUUCCCGCUUUAAACUUGCACAAACGUUCUUUACCAUGGGCAUAGCGCCACCAAUGUGGUACCUGCACACAGUAGGACUGAUCACCGAAUACCAGCUGUUGUACUCGCUCUCAGUGGCGACCUUUGCUUUAGUGAUGCUGUACAGCAUGAGUUUUUUCCUUCGUCGCAUCAUUGGGUUUAUCUACCUUCACCGGAACAGGGACAGCAUUAAAAUAGCCCACAUGAACUUCUGGGGGAGGAGAAGGGACCAGACUAUUCCACUGUUUGAUGUGAUUCCCAUUGGGGAGACUGGGGAGAGGACUAGUGAGAUCCUCAUCAGGUUGAGACGUUACAGCACUAAAGAAAAGUUGUAUUUCAGUCUCAAGUACGGAAUGAUCACACACCAAGAGAAUUUUUGUGAGAUUUUUGGUGACUUUGAUUCCCUGACAAAGUCAUCAAAUAAAUAGAUACAAAUUUCAAUUUUUUGUAUUGGAGUAUGUAAACUUCAGAAUAAAAUUGCAUGCAAAAUCUAUGCAAAACCAAGAUUUAAGUCAGCAUGAGUUAUAUUUCCAAUUUGUCAAAUUUAAAAUAACCUGAUCAAUACCUAUUGCAUUGGUAUGCUUUAUCAAAAGUAGUUAAGAUUGAGAGCUCAUCAAUUCCAAAAAAAACUUGCAAGUCGAAAUGAGGCCUGUGUGAACAGAGGGAGCAUUAUAUGUCAGAUACGAGUAUUUAACCACCAAUGUUUUUGGUUUUCUUGAUUUCCUCACCCUGUUCUCAAUUUACAAACAUGAACUUCACUAUAAUUUGCUGAUAAUUGCCAAUUGCUUUGAAACCAAAUAAUGUUUAAUGGAACAAAAAUAAAGCACUCAUUGUGGAGACGAUAACUCCAGAAAAACAAA
Patiria miniata (bat star) is the source of this 1451-nucleotide messenger RNA. It is a transcript of the gene tmem186, whose product is annotated as transmembrane protein 186-like. Gene Ontology annotation, cellular component: mitochondrion. The record is from RefSeq and is a predicted model, not a curated record. The transcript has 2 exons. The coding region runs from base 162 to 1019 and encodes 285 amino acids. Lineage: Eukaryota; Metazoa; Echinodermata; Asteroidea; Valvatida; Asterinidae.